This is a messenger RNA of Tetranychus urticae (two-spotted spider mite), 2319 nucleotides long. Lineage: Eukaryota; Metazoa; Arthropoda; Arachnida; Trombidiformes; Tetranychidae. The record is from RefSeq and is a predicted model, not a curated record.
UUGUGUGAAGUGAACUUCUUCAUGGUGAGCAUCAAUGAAUUAUUUGAGUUUCAAUGUUAUCAUGAAACUAGUUAAUAGUAACCCUGCAUCAAUUAUCAUAUUAGUUCAACUGAAAGAGAAAAAUUAUCUUCACUUUUUCCUGCAUUCUGUUUCUCUACAUGAAACAUUAGAUCCUAAGAAUUCAACUCUACAAGUGUCAGUUUGAUAUCGUUUUAUAGCAAUGCAUUGAAAUGUUCAAAUUAGUACAAUUUAUCAUUUAGAGUUUCAUUAAAAUUCCGUUUCUUCAUGAUGAAUUCAUCAUUCAAUUUGGAUAAAUAGUGUUGUUUUGUUUGCCAAAAAAUGGAUUUGUCAUCAUUCGGUUCAUUAGAAUUUUCAACUUUAUCGGUUUUCUCGACUAACGAAACGAGCUCAACUUUACCUUCACUUGUUUUACCUUUCGAUGUUAACCUUACUUCGUCACGUUAUCUCAAGGCUGUAUCGACUGGUUCACCGUCGGCCUCUUCUUUAUCCUCUUCGAGUGCCCAUUCGAGAGAUGAGAACUUGGCCAUUCUCGAAAUUAUCACUUUAUCGGCGAUAUUCGUAAUGAUUGUUUUCGGAAAUACUUCAGUUCUUCUCGCACUUAUUCUCAGUCGAAUCAAGCUUCGUCGAAUGUACUUUUUCCUUCUUCAUUUAUCAAUUGCCGAUCUGAUUACAGCAUUUGCCAAUGUUCUUCCUCAGUUGAUCUGGGAAAUCACUGAACGAUUCUAUGGUGGCAAUGUGCUCUGUAAAGGAAUAAAAUACCUUCAAAUAUUAGGACCUUAUUUAUCCUCUUUUACCUUAUGUGCAACUGCUAUCGAUCGAUAUCGAGCCAUAUGUUUUCCACUCGAGUCACGGUCCGCUCUUAAUCGGUCCAAACUUAAAGUUUCCAUUGCUUGGGGAUUAGCCUUGAUCUGUUGCCUUCCACAGUUGUUCAUCUUUUCUUAUCGUCAAAUACCAAACAGUCCAGGAGUCUACGAGUGUUGGGGUACUUUUAUUCAACCUUAUGGUGAACGAUUGUACGUUACUUGGUACGCUUUGACUUCAUUUUUCAUUCCCUUUGUGAUACUCAUUUUCACCUUUUCCAACAUUUGUCUCGAGCUUUGGCGCAACGGAAGGCGCAUCAAGAAAGCCAACCUAAGUCAAUCGUCCCGUCUAGCUUCUAGUAUUACCAACAAUCAGCCCAAAAUGCUGACGCUUAAGGGAAACAUGAUACCAGCAACAGUCUCGCUGACAACCUCACUUACAACUCCAACCUUAACAUCAACUCAAGUCACCAAUGACCCAACUCAACGUCAAUCCUUGUUGAACCAAGUUAGCUUGGAUUCAAUAACUGCUGACUCUCUAAGAGUUUUAAACAACAAUACAGUUAAUCGUAAACUGUUGACUGAUAACAGCUUCGAGUAUUCAUUACCAACUUCAUCAACCAAAUCAGAGUCGAUUCAUUUUCUGAAUAAAUUGAGUUUCCCGUUCAAUAGGAUCAAAGCAAGGCGUAAAAUGACCAGUAAUACGCAAGUUGAUGUAAAUUUUAAUAAAAAUGAAACUGAAGACGGUGAUAGCAAUAGAAAUAUUAUUAAUAAUAAUUUAGGAAAAUUAAUAAACACAUCAUCUUUAUCAUCUUCGUCUUCAUCUCCAAUGAUACCCAAUUCAAUGAAAAUCAUGUCAGCCUCUUUAGUGCCACCAAUAUCGUCACUCUCGUCAACAGCAACCUCAACUAGACGAACCUCAUCCAAUAACGAUCAAUGUACACCUCGAAGUCACAGUACAGCCUACUUCUCAAAGGCAAAGAUUAAAACAGUUAAACUAACAGUUACAAUAAUAAUUUGUUACAUUUGCUGUUCAUCGCCGUUUAAUGUCGUCCAAAUAUGGGCCUAUUGGGCACCAGGAGCUCAAGAAAGUUCAUUAUGGCGAGGACCAUUAAUUACAAUUGCAAUGCUCCUUCCAAGCCUUAAUAGCUGUGUUAAUCCAUGGAUUUACCUCUUUUUCAACCGCAAUUUGCUGAGUACAUUGGAUAAGCUUUUUUGUUACUGUUCGACGAAUACUAACAUCAAUGCUGGUAAUCGAAGUAAAACUUUGGACGAUUCAUCUGUAAAUAUUGAACCUCAUUGUUCAUCAAUCAAUCGCAAUGGAUCUCGGACCAUUUUUGUCAGUCAAAAGAUGAGCAAAUACUCUGAUGAUAAGCCAAGUGUUGAAGCUCAUGGCUGAUCAAUUGAACAAAAGACAAAGUUUUCUGAAACCUUAAAGUGUUCUCAAUUGUACAAAAUGUUAUAGCUUUUUAAAUUGCCUUCAAAUGUAACAAUAAAC